Molecule: messenger RNA, 737 nt
Organism: Anneissia japonica
Lineage: Eukaryota; Metazoa; Echinodermata; Crinoidea; Comatulida; Comatulidae
Product: transient-receptor-potential-like protein
Exons: 4
Coding region: 70-732 (220 amino acids)
Biological process (GO): manganese ion transport; regulation of cytosolic calcium ion concentration; calcium ion transmembrane transport
Cellular component (GO): membrane; cation channel complex
Molecular function (GO): inositol 1,4,5 trisphosphate binding; store-operated calcium channel activity
Source: RefSeq, a predicted model, not a curated record
UCCUUUACAGUCUGCAGCGGCUGUCACCUAUUGAGAUCAUUUGUAAUUUUUUCAUGUAGUAACAGAACUAUGUACUUACAGGAAAAUGCAGACGUUGAGUGGAAGUUCUCAAGAACUGCAGCGUGGAUGACGUAUAUGACGUUUGAUAUCGAGUUGCCGCCACCAUUCAAUUUAUUACCGUCAGUCAGAAAGUGUUGUAGAAACGAAGAUGCUGUAGAAAAGAGUCCCGUUCGUGUCGACUAUUUUAAACGCCAGUAUAAGCGUGUGAUUGGCACUUUGGUGGAGAGGUUCAUACACGAAUCAAACAUUGAGGAAAGCAGUGCUGAAGCAAACAUCUCGAAAAAGGACAUAACAAGUCUAAAAACUGAUAUUCUUACAUUAAGAUAUGACUGUGGCGAAAUGUUAAAGGGCCUAAACAAAAGUUUGAACAGUGCCUUGAGUUUUACCGACUUAACGAACAAGAAGUUGGAGGUCACACAUACAAUAGAUGAAAAUGUACUCGUUUGUCAGAACGAAAUAAAAGUGCAGCAAGAAAGGUACCAACGCAUACAAGCAAACCUACAUGAAAUAAGCGAAACAACAUUAGCAAGUAUGCCACCGCAACCACCGCCGAUGAGAAGCCAACGAAGUGGGACAAAAGUGGCUGAUAUGGCGUCCAUGUUUAAGGCGGCACAGAUUAGUGGCAGCCGACUGAAUGACCAAGCAAAAGUUUUAUUUAAUGCGAACGAAUAGUUAUA